Messenger RNA from Tuber melanosporum (Perigord truffle), 1256 nucleotides. RefSeq lists its product as uncharacterized. The record is from RefSeq and is a predicted model, not a curated record. Lineage: Eukaryota; Fungi; Ascomycota; Pezizomycetes; Pezizales; Tuberaceae. The transcript has 2 exons. Bases 1 to 1212 code for a protein of 403 amino acids.
AUGGCACCAUCCACAGCGUCUGCCUUAAACCCAAUUGUCAUACCGGCGGUACAGAUACCCCCUCACUUCAGUACCCUAGGCUCUGGCCUCCUGCACGAAACUCACGCCCGCGAGUCCGUGAGUACCUUAACAGCCCUCCUACUCACCUCGCCAGGCAUCUUCCCCAAUAAAGCGAAGCCAAAGCCCUGGUGGCGUGGCCAAUGCCUCCUGUACGGGCUCGACGCCCCCCAAUCUUUGGCAAUCCAAUCACUACGCGAGAAGCUGGAGAACGCGCUUCGUCGUGGGGACCUGCAGAUCCCGGAAUAUCUGGUGGAGCUGGAGCACGUCGAGAAUGGCAAGUUUCGGAAGCUGAACGCGCAGGUUAGGGAGGCAACCGGUGUGAAGAAGGAAGGGAAGGGUGGUGGAGGAGUCAAGAAGGACAAGGAAGAUCGGUUGAAGAGGGUCCUGGGCGCCGCGAAGGUUGCAAAGAAGACCUCUACGGGUGCCGGGAAGACAACCGCUCCAGUAGCUGCAGCGAAACCCCGUGCGAAAAAGGAGCCGGGACUACUUGUAGAGCCAGACCCCGAACCGGGGGUCAAAGCAAAGGCGAAACCUCGUGCGAAAGCACAAGCCCCGCCAACUGCAACCGCCGCCGCCGGCGGAAACAUACAGAUAUACUUGACAGCCCUUCCACCCGCCCCUGCCCCCAGAGCCAGACAAACUGCCAAGCGCGGGGCCAGCUCCGCUCCCAAACGCCGUACUCCAAAAGCUGAGCCGCCAUCCAAAACCCCUGCAGCUGCAGCAAAAUGCGCUGGAGGCGGUCCCGGAAGUCGUGGUGGUCGCGGUAGUCGUGGCGGAGCUCGAGGCGGUCGUGCUGUGCAGCCCACCAAGCACGAAGCUAGCUCACCCCCACCAGCAGCAGCUCGAGGCCGGACUAAGCAAACUGCUAGAUGUAGCACUAGGGGUGGCGCUGGAGGCACACGUGGACGUGGUGGCUGGGCUAACGGUGGAAUUUCAACUGCGACGGUUAAGGAGGAGGAGGAGGAAGUGCGUGAUGGGUAUGAUGGUUGGAAUUACGACAGAGGAGGGGGAUAUAGUGAUGACGAUGGAUACCCUUACAAGAGUGAAUAUUCUGGGCAUUCUGGGUACUCCGGUUCCGAGGGAGGGGGGAUCAAGGGGGAGUAUGAUGAUGAGGAUAGGUACUAUGGGUAUGGGCAUAAUACCGCGUUUUAAUCUUUCUUUUUUCACAAUAAUUAUAUAUCUAUUUUUUAUUAGAA